This is a messenger RNA of Pimephales promelas (fathead minnow), 3323 nucleotides long. RefSeq names its product integrin, alpha 6, like (gene itga6l). Gene Ontology annotation, biological process: cell-cell adhesion; leukocyte migration; cell-matrix adhesion. NCBI's taxonomy places the organism in Eukaryota, Metazoa, Chordata, Actinopteri, Cypriniformes, Leuciscidae. The record is from RefSeq and is a predicted model, not a curated record. Gene Ontology annotation, cellular component: integrin complex; external side of plasma membrane. Gene Ontology annotation, molecular function: integrin binding.
CAGCCAAGGCUAUAUAUUUGUCAAAUCGCCUCACCCUACAGUGAUAUUUUUUUCUUCUGGAAUAGAUCUCUUAGCUCAUUUCCAGCUCCAGAGAGGUCCAUCAUCAUGUUGUUCAGUCAGUGGAGUCUCCUCCUGACCGCGUGGAUGUUUCGGCCACCGCAGGUUUCUGCUUUUAACCUGGACACACAGAACGUGAUAAAGAAGCGUGGAGAAGCAAACACUUCGUUUGGGUUUUCUAUGGCCAUGCACCAUCAGCUCAAACCUGCAGAGGAGCGCGUAUUGCUGAUUGGAGCGCCUCGUGCUAGAGCAUUUCCCGUUCAAAAUGCCAAUAUAUCUGGAGGUCUGUACAAAUGCAAAUUCACAAUACAAUCUGAUGACUGUGAACGCAUUGCUGUUGAUACAGAAGCUCGUCCUAAGGAUAGGACAGGAGUAGACUAUAGAGAAAACCAAUGGCUAGGUGUUCGUGUCCAAAGCCAGGGCCGAGGAGGCAAAGUAGUGACUUGUGCCCACAGGUACCAGGAUUGGAGUUUUACCAACCAGCGGUUAUUGGGUAGAUGUUUUGUCCUGGAACAGGACCUUACAUUGGUGAAGGAUGGAUUGAGCACAAGAUCAAUUUGUAGGAAUCGGGAAUCAGAUAAGCGCAAGUUUGGAUACUGUCAACAGGGUCUCUCUGUAGCGUUUUCCAAAGACAGCAAAUAUCUUGUGUAUGGAGCUCCAGGAGCCUAUGACUGGAAAGGCAUUGUGCAUAUGGAGCCUGUAGAUGACUUCUCUCUAGAGAUCUAUGAAACAGGAGAUCAUAACCAACAACAACACAAGCUUAUUCCUGUGGACAUCAGCAGCUUUUUAGGCUUUGCUUUAGAUACUGGGAUGAACCUCACGAAGAAAGGAGAGUUGAAUGUUGUGGCGGGGGCUCCACGCUCAUACCACAGUGGGGAGGUUUUGUUGCUCAGACCGGAUGAAAAGGCAGAAAUGAGAAACUUGAAAGCUGAACAUAUCCUUCGAGGUCCCGGUUUGGCCUCCUCCUUUGGCUAUGACCUCGCUGUUCUUGACUUAAACGCAGAUGGGUGGGAUGACAUUGUGGUGGGUGCACCUGAGUUCUCUGCGAAAAACAUGGAUGAAGAUGUUGGAGGGGCCGUGUACAUUUACAUCAACCAGGCCAAUGGACAACGCUGGAACCAAAUCGAACCAGUGUGUCUGUACGGGAAAAGGGACUCCAUGUUUGGACUAGCAGUGGCACACAUUGGGGAUAUAAAUCAAGAUGGAUACCAAGAUUUUGCAGUGAGUGCUCCCAAUGAGAAUAAAGGGAGAGGCCGAGUGUACAUAUAUCAUGGUUCAGCUGCAGGCUUUCAUCAGAAACCAGAGGUUUUAGAGGCUGGAGACCACGGUAUUAAAUUGUUUGGCUAUUCCAUGGCUGGAAACAUGGAUAUGGACGGUAACGGCUAUCCAGACCUUGCUGUGGGUUCACUUUCAGAUACUGUGCUGAUUUACAGGACUAAACCAGUGGUAAACAUAGAAAAGACGCUGACAUUAACACCGAAUAAAAUUGACUUCAAGGCACAGGACUGCAAGAGAUAUCCAUGCAUUAUUACAGCUCAGUCCUGUUUCACUUACACUGCCCAGCCAGCUGCAUACAAUCCCAAACUGAGGAUCGAGUACAAGCUAAAGGCUGAUACAGUGCGCAGAGAGAGGGGUCUUCCUUCACGAGUGGUCUUUGUGAAUUCUGAGUCUGCGCAGGGAGACCUGGAACUGCCUGGCCAGGGCAAACGAGAGUGUGUCCAGACCAAGCUCAGGCUGCUGGGAGAUAUCCAGGACAAGCUGACCAGCAUUUCCAUCAGCUUAUCUAUUUCUUUGCCAUCUGACAAUCCAAAACAGACAAUCAGAAACCUCCCAGAUUUGGAGCCAGUUCUAAACGCUCUACAAGAAAACACAACCAAAGCAAAGGUCACCUUUAUGAAUGCCGACUGUGGAAGUGACAACAUCUGCCACAGUAACCUGCAGCUCCAGUAUACCUUCUGCACCAAAGACCAACAACAAGAAAAAUGUGACCCUCUGUCCAUGGAAAAUGGUGUUCCUGUCAUUUCUCCUGGUGAUGAGAACGUCGCCCUGCAGGUCACUGUAACCAACAUAGGAGGAGAAGAUGCACACCAGAGUCAACUGUCUGUGACGUUUCCAGAAUUUCUGCACCUAUCAUCAGUCGUGCCAAAGAAGAAUAGUGAAGCCCAGGUGCAGUGUAACCCCAAUGAGCACAAGACACAGGCUGACUGCCAACUUGGAAAUCCUUUUAAAAGAGACUCGGAGGUUUCUUUCUACCUGAUACUAAACACGGAAAGGCUUUCCUUGAAAGUGACAGGCGCUAAUGUGACUAUGUCCCUUAAAACGAUUAGCAUUCAAGAUAUUCCAAUAAUUGUUGCAGAAGCAAAAAUUAUCUUUGAACUGCAUCUGAAUGUCACUGGUGUUGCCAAACCUUCCCAGUUGUACUUUGGAGGAAAAGCGAAAGAUGAUAAAUCAAUGAAAUCAGAAGAUGAUAUUGGCUCUUUGGUCCAGUAUGAGUUCAGGAUUAUUAACAUUGGUCGGCCUCUAAAGUCCUUCGGUUCUGCAGUGCUGAACAUUCAGUGGCCAAAAGCAACCACGGAGGGAAAAUGGCUCAUGUACCUUGUGCAAAUCAGCGAUCUAGGAAAGAAUAUUAUUCACUGCACACCAUCAGAGGCUAUAAACCCACUCAGAUUUAUCAAGGCGUCAUCCAGAGGAAGGCGUGAACUAGAGCGUGAAUCAGGCCAGAAGGCUCUUGCCUCCACUACUGAUUUUUUUCCCUUUUUGGGCAACAAAAGAAAGUAUAAAACUCUGACGUGUGCUGACGACUUAAAAUGUGUGGAGAUAAAGUGCCCUCUUGAGGCACUGGACAGCACUGCAGGCAUCGUCCUUCAUGCUCGCUUAUGGAACAAUACUUUUCUUGAGGAGUAUAACUUGUUGAACUACUUGGAUAUUGUACUGGAUGCAUCUCUGACCCUUAAUGGGACUCAGGAGAAUAUUGGGAUUCAGCCAUCCAAUACUAAGGUGAAGCUAACUGUUUUUCGUGAAAGCAAGCCUGCUCUGCUCAGUCGAGUCCCGUGGUGGGUCAUUCUGCUCAGCAUUCUGACAGCACUGCUGUUUCUAGCUUUGCUCUUCUACUUGUUAUGGAAGUUUGAAUGCUUUAAUUAUUCCACAUGUGCCAAAGAGAAGAGUGGUUAAAAAUUAAGAGAGGAAAGUAUGACCAAACAGAGGUGUGUCUUUUUAAAGAUGGACAAAAAGAUGGUCUUCUGAUUCUGUGGAAUUGUUUUUCUGCA